AUGCCAAUUAUGACAAAACUAGCGCACGAAUUUCACGAGCCAGUCCUUCUGGCAAUUAUUGGAGGAACAGGCUUAUACUCCUUAGCUGCCUUGAAACCAAUCGCUAAACUUAUUAUAUCUACACCUUGGGGUGAGCCAUCCUCUCCAAUUACCAUCGCACGUACCAGCAGCGGAUUUCCUAUUGCGUUUCUUGCCAGGCAUGGUCCUCAUCACGAUCUUUUACCUUCAGAUGUCCCAUAUCGUGCUAAUAUCGCCGCUUUAAAAGGAUUAGGUGUUAAAGUAAUACUUGCAUUUAGUGCGGUGGGUUCCUUAAGAGAACAUAUCAAGCCUCGAGAUUUUGUUGUUCCAAAUCAGAUAAUUGAUCGAACCAAAGGUAUUCGCUCGUCUACAUUCUUUUGCAAGGGUUUUGUCGCUCAUGCUGGAUUUGGUGAGCCUUUCGAUCCAAAAUUAAACAAAUUGAUUGGCGAUCAUUGUAGAGAAAUUUUGCAGGGCGAUGGUGUUAAGCUUCAUACCAAGGAAACUGAAGGUAAGAAUGUGAUUUUAGUCUGCAUGGAGGGACCUGCCUUUUCUACAAGAGCUGAAUCACAAUUGUAUAGGUCGUGGGGUGGUGAUGUUAUUAAUAUGUCAUGCAUUCCUGAGUCCAAAUUGGCAAGAGAAGCAGAGAUAGCGUACCAGAUGAUUUGUAUGUCUACUGAUUACGAUUCCUGGAAUGAGUCGGAAGAGCCUGUUACUGUUGAACAGGUUGUUGGGAAUCUUAAGGCCAAUACAGAUAAUGCACAUCGUGUUGCUGAAAAACUUAUUGAUCUAUUGGAGCCAAAAAUAAAAUCCGGAGAAAUUGGGGGUGAUUUGGAUGGAAGUAUGAAGUUUUCUGUCAGUACGAAAAAGCCAGCAAGAGAUAGAAGGGCUGCAAUCAAAAUGCAUUAUCUUUUCCCAAACUAUUGGCCUUUAGAGUAA
Molecule: messenger RNA, 954 nt
Organism: Brettanomyces bruxellensis
Lineage: Eukaryota; Fungi; Ascomycota; Pichiomycetes; Pichiales; Pichiaceae
Gene: MEU1
Product: S-methyl-5-thioadenosine phosphorylase
Exons: 1
Coding region: 1-954 (317 amino acids)
Biological process (GO): nucleoside metabolic process
Cellular component (GO): cytosol
Molecular function (GO): S-methyl-5-thioadenosine phosphorylase activity
Source: RefSeq, a predicted model, not a curated record